Molecule: messenger RNA, 1292 nt
Organism: Phytomonas sp. Hart1
Lineage: Eukaryota; Euglenozoa; Kinetoplastea; Trypanosomatida; Trypanosomatidae
Source: the annotation of a GenBank genome assembly
UUUGGUCAAAAAGGAAGAAAUUCAUAUUGAUAGCGCACAACCACACACCCAUACCUUCCUAUUUCAUAAUAACACCCAUCGAUCUAGUGAGCAACGACUCAACUUAAUCCCUAUUUAUUGCUUGAUUUAUUAAUUAGUCUAUUUAUUUAUUCAUUAUUGUUACAGUAGGAGUAUUGCUAUUACUAGUCCGAUUGUAUUACUAUUAUCAAUCUAUUUAAAACUCCAAACCACUCAUGCUACGUCGAUCUCGGCGGGCGUGGAUGGCGGAUGACAUGGCGACAUGGGCGAAUCGGAUAUACGAGCUCCGCCGGGACGUCGUCCGCCCCGCCCAUGUUGACGCCGCGGAGCAAUGGCUAAUGAAAAUGAUGCCGAAAAGGCCAUCCAACAGGGCCUGUCUUGGAUUUUGGGAGGUCCAAAUCGGAGUGCUAAACCAAUUUGUCGGGAUUUGGCAAUUUAAAAGCCUCACCGACCGCGGGGAAACACUCAAUUGCCCUCACAUGGCCGACAAAGCGUGGGAGAGCGAAAUGGACCCAACGAGGCCCUUCCCUUACGCGCAGUCGAAUCUUCUCAUGAAACUGAUCUACCGCGAAAGCAACAUCAGCCGAUUACGGUAUAACUAUUUAAUGCAAUUUACGGACUCGAAGGAAAUCGAAACCCCCCCGGGAUCCAUUUUGGCAGCAACUUUUCAGGUCGUGGUGGGUUCUCCCGAGGGGAAGUACGUGCAUUUGAUCAAAAAUAACAGCCCCGACGGGGUGAUCCCGCUCACACCGAUUCUGGGAAAUUCCUCACUUUUAAUGAAACCCGCACAAUGCGCGCAAAUUAUGCGAUGUGUGUGGCAAUAAUACGCGAUUGGAGUUUUAGUAUGAUCAUUGAUAUUAUGAUUAUUGGAUAGAACUCCUUUUAUUUAAAACGUAUUUUUAGCUAUUUUCCAUUUAAAACGAAAAGGAACGGAAGUGUGGGAAUAAUUAAAAAAAGCAGAUUUAUCUUCCUUCUCUACUCUGUUCCCCAUUGUUUUCAUUCCAUUUAAGAUAUGUAUCCUUUUGUGUUGUUAAUAUAAUGUAGAUGGAAUGAAAAUAGAUGGGAACAAAAAUAAUGGAAAAUUCUAAAACCAGUUGUGCCUAUCCUUUUAAAAAUAUAUGAUGAUCAAAUUAGUUUAUUUCGAACACAAAAAAAAAGGAAGAUGCACAUACAUUCGCUCAAUUAAACUAAACAGUGGAGUAUGUUUAGAUCCCGCUUACACAUUUGUUUUCGGUCUACGUUAACAAAUAUUUCAAAAGAAAAUGAUGAAUAAA